Molecule: messenger RNA, 1020 nt
Organism: Rhizoctonia solani
Lineage: Eukaryota; Fungi; Basidiomycota; Agaricomycetes; Cantharellales; Ceratobasidiaceae
Product: Transposable element Tcb2 transposase
Exons: 1
Coding region: 1-1020 (339 amino acids)
Biological process (GO): DNA integration; DNA transposition
Molecular function (GO): DNA binding
Source: RefSeq, a predicted model, not a curated record
AUGCCUCGCCAUCUCUUGCCCACUACUCGAGCAAAAAUUCUGGCUCUUCGAAGCCAAAAGCUCUCUAUCUAUAAGAUUGCUAAGCUCAUGGGUGUCCACCCUUGUACUGUCUCCCGUACUUGCAAACGACACGCUUCUGCUGGCGACAAUCUUUACUCUUGGCAUGCUGGUGGUCGUACCCGUACUCUUAGCUCAAGCGAUGCUCGAUUUAUGGCCCUCCAGCUCUCUAGAUCUCGCGUUUGCACUGCUGCCAAUAUUCAGCGGAAGUUUUUCCCCAAAAUUUCGGUUGCUACUAUUCGCCGGCGCCUCCGUGAAAUUGGCCUUUCAUCUUAUACGCGUCAGAAGGUUCCUCUCCUGUGUUAUCGUCAUCGCCUGACCCGCAAGGCGUGGGCCAAACAGCAUGAAACAUGGCGCCUUGCUGAAUGGCUCUGUGCUCUCUUCUCUGAUGAGUUGAAAUUCAACGUAUUCCGCUCUGAUGGCCGCCACUAUUGCUGGAGGCGCCCAGGGGAAGGUCUAGACCCACGCUACACUGAAAAAAUGGUCAAGCACGGUGGGGGAAAUGUGAUGGUCUGGGGGUGUAUUACCCCCAAGGGCGUUGGUCGACUUAUCCGUAUCGAUGGACGACUCACUGCUGCAAAGUACAUUGAGAUACUUAAGGAGGGGCUUCUUGGGACACUAAAGGACUAUAAGAUACCCAUUAGGCAUUUUUUGUUUCAACAGGACAACGACCCAAAGCACACAGCCAAGAUUACCAAGGCAUGGUUCAAGGAGAAAUCAAUCUCCGUGCUUCCCUGGCCUGCACAAAGCCCCGAUAUGAAUAUCAUCGAGAACGUAUGGAGCUAUCUUGACCGUAAGGUUCAUUCCCGCAACCCUCCUCCAUGUAAUACAACCGAGUUGUGGGAGGCACUGCAUGAGGAGUGGGAGUGCAUUGACCAAGGUUUUAUUACCAAGUUAUAUGAGUCUAUGCCUAAUAGAAUUGAUGCUCUGCUUUCUGCCAAGGGUGGAAAUACCCCCUAUUAA